Molecule: messenger RNA, 6168 nt
Organism: Drosophila santomea
Lineage: Eukaryota; Metazoa; Arthropoda; Insecta; Diptera; Drosophilidae
Gene: ttv
Product: exostosin-1
Exons: 10
Coding region: 618-2900 (760 amino acids)
Cellular component (GO): membrane
Molecular function (GO): glycosyltransferase activity
Source: RefSeq, a predicted model, not a curated record
ACGCCGCGGUGCCAGUGUUGCUCAAGUCGCGACCGCCGUCUGAUUUUUAGCAGCUAAAAAUGUUUUGUGUGUGUUUGUUAAAUGUUUCUGUUGUUUAAGAGCGCAAAACAAAUGUGUAAACUCAAUGAAAAUGAAGUGAGCAAGUGAGCUUAAUGUGUGUGCGCAAUGCAUUUCCUCGUAAAAAGCGAGGAUCGAACCCUUCCGCCCCCCGCCUCAUUAAACGCGCCAGGAAAUGAGAAAUCAUAAAAGAUUAUGAACGAAUAAAGCGGAAUGUACAUGUGUUUGCCGCCGCAAUGUGUGUGUAACAAAUAACAACAAAUUCUGGCUAUGUUAUCUAUUCGUUGAAAAGUCAAUCCAGUGGCCAAAUAAAACAAAAUAACCGAAAUCGAAAAUGCGCGACAACUAGUGUAAAUUCGUGUUGUUGUUGUUGUGGUUGUCGGAACCCCCGCCUCUCUCUCUCUGCCGCACACACACUCACACGCACGCACGCUCUCCCACUCACACACACACACACAGACGCACACAUACAGCAUCCCCGGAAAAUAAAUAAAAGUAAAUAAUAAUAUAAACCAAAAUUAUUGCGGAUCUAAAGGCUUUGGAUACACUAAAACCACAAAAUGCAGGCCAAAAAGCGUUAUAUUUUGGUCUUCGUUUCCUGCGCUUUUUUGGCCUACGCCUAUUUCGGUGGAUAUCGCCUGAAAGUUUCGCCAUUGAGACCCCGUAGAGCCCAGCACGAAUCGGCCAAGGACGGUGGAGUCCAACCCCACGAGCAGUUGCCCAGCUUCCUGGGCUCCCACGAUCAGCAGGAACUCAAACUGCUGCAGAGCAAUCAAUCGAAGAGUUUGGAGAGCUCCAAACAGCUGGUACCCCGUAAACCUGACUGCCGCAUGGAGACCUGUUUCGAUUUUACCCGCUGUUAUGAUCGCUUUUUGGUCUAUAUCUAUCCACCGGAGCCACUCAACUCACUGGGCGCUGCCCCGCCCACCUCGGCCAACUAUCAAAAGAUACUCACUGCCAUUCAGGAAUCGAGAUACUAUACCAGUGAUCCCACGGCCGCCUGUCUCUUUGUACUCGGUAUCGAUACUCUAGAUCGGGAUUCGCUAUCCGAGGAUUAUGUUCGGAAUGUGCCAUCCAGACUGGCGAGAUUGCCGUAUUGGAACAACGGGAGGAACCACAUCAUCUUCAAUCUGUACUCGGGCACUUGGCCGGAUUAUGCGGAGAACUCUUUGGGUUUCGAUGCGGGCGAGGCCAUUUUGGCCAAGGCCAGCAUGGGAGUGCUCCAACUGCGACAUGGAUUCGACGUCAGCAUCCCGCUCUUCCACAAACAAUUCCCGCUGAGGGCCGGCGCCACAGGAUCCGUGCAGUCCAACAAUUUUCCCGCCAACAAGAAGUAUCUGCUGGCCUUCAAGGGAAAGCGAUACGUGCACGGCAUUGGCUCAGAGACGCGCAACUCGCUCUUCCAUUUGCACAACGGACGCGACAUGGUCCUGGUCACCACCUGUCGCCACGGGAAGAGUUGGCGGGAGCUGCAGGAUAAUCGCUGCGACGAGGACAACCGGGAAUACGACAGAUACGACUACGAGACCCUACUGCAGAAUUCCACUUUCUGCUUGGUGCCGCGCGGACGUCGUUUGGGUUCCUUUAGAUUCCUUGAAGCCUUGCAGGCUGGUUGCAUUCCCGUGCUAUUGUCCAAUGCCUGGGUGUUGCCGUUUGAAUCGAAAAUCGAUUGGAAGCAGGCCGCCAUUUGGGCCGAUGAGCGCCUCCUGCUGCAGGUGCCCGACAUUGUGCGCUCCAUACCGGCGGAACGCAUCUUCGCCCUCCGCCAGCAGACACAGGUCCUGUGGGAACGCUACUUCGGCUCCAUUGAGAAAAUCGUCUUCACAACAUUCGAGAUCAUACGCGAACGCUUGCCGGAUUAUCCGGUGCGGAGCAGCCUGGUGUGGAACAGCUCGCCGGGCGCCCUGCUCACGCUGCCCACCUUCGCCGACAGCUCAAGGUACAUGCCGUUUCUGCUGAACUCGAUGGGUGCGGAGCCGCGUCACAACUACACGGCGGUUAUCUACGUGCAGAUUGGCGCCGCCCUGGGACCGAAUGCAGCGCUCUACAAGCUAGUCAGGACCAUCACGAAGAGCCAGUUCGUGGAGCGGAUCCUUGUCCUUUGGGCAGCCGAUCGGCCACUGCCGUUGAAGAAACGCUGGCCCCCCACCAGCCACAUACCCUUGCAUGUGAUUUCCCUGGGGGGCAGCACGAGGAGUCAGGGUGCUGCACCCACAAGCCAGACGACUGAGGGACGACCGAGCAUAUCACAACGAUUCCUGCCCUACGACGAGAUUCAGACGGAUGCCGUUCUCUCCCUGGAUGAAGAUGCCAUACUCAAUACGGAUGAACUGGACUUUGCCUACACGGUGUGGCGGGAUUUUCCCGAGCGCAUCGUUGGCUAUCCGGCAAGAGCUCACUUCUGGGAUGAUUCCAAGAACGCCUGGGGUUACACGUCCAAGUGGACGAACUACUAUUCGAUUGUGCUAACUGGGGCGGCCUUCUACCACCGCUACUACAACUACUUGUACACCAAUUGGCUGUCGUUGCUGCUACUUAAGACUGUACAGCAGUCCUCCAACUGCGAGGACAUCCUAAUGAACCUGCUGGUCUCGCACGUGACCAGGAAGCCGCCCAUCAAGGUGACGCAGCGCAAGGGCUACAAGGAUCGGGAGACGGGUCGUUCGCCCUGGAACGAUCCCGACCACUUCAUCCAGCGCCAGAGUUGCUUGAAUACCUUUGCGGCCGUGUUUGGCUAUAUGCCGCUGAUACGUUCCAAUUUGCGCAUGGAUCCCAUGCUGUAUCGUGAUCCAGUUUCCAAUUUGCGCAAGAAAUACCGCCAGAUCGAGUUGGUCGGCAGCUAGCGAUAUGUGCAUCCUGGCAACAGCUACAAGCGUUAAGAGUACUGAAUACAUAUACACCACACAGCCACACCCACAGCUACACCAAUACCCAUACACACACACACACAUAAGUUUAGAGGAAAUGCUGUUUUUUGACGCUGGCCAAGCGAUGCAAGGACUAUGUUAAUUAUUAUUAGUAGCGAAAAGAUGGAACUUAGUUAGGAGCCAAAGGGCGCUUGUAAAUGUAUGUAUGUAUGUGUACAUCGGUGUAAGCAUACGGCAUCCUUUGCAAUUAUAUAUGCAAUGUGUAUAUAUAUAGACUUUAAAUACGAUUAUGUGAAUUAGCCUAGUUAACUGCAAGCGAAGCAAACGAUUUUGCCAUCUUUUUUGCUAAUUACAAAUUAGCUGCGCUUAGCAAAUUUUCUAUAUGCAUACAUACAUAUGUAAAUUGAUAUAUGUCUAGGAACAUAAGUAGCCGAUUUUUGUACUGUGUGAGUUGAGUUUUGUAUGUGUAAAUGUUUGUAUGUCCUUGUUGUAACUCUCCGUGUAUAGUUAGUGAUUUAUCAAUGUGAACGUGUAUGCGCAAGGCACAGUCGUCUCAUUUUCAGUUUUAAAUUCCAACUUGAGGCUCCUCGAAUUCCGUAUAUGAAACCAAUCGACUGUAUCUUCAGAUAAUCCGUGGCCAUUAUGGAACAGCAGCAGCAAUCGACACUGAAAAGCAAAACGAACUCCUUUCAGGCCAUUCAGCAAUAAGUGCACAAAUCCGCAGAGGAGUAGCAAUUAACUAAUGCUAAGUUUAUGUUUUAAGUAGCUUUCCAUUUUCAAUUUGUUAUGUGCAAUUUUUUAUUUGGACACCUCAGUUUUUAAUUCUUAACGUGGCCAUUUACUGAAGUACGUAAAUCAAUUAUCUAUAUGCAAUCAUCUUUUAACCACACGCGCAUAUCAAAAGAAGCGGCUUCUCUUGAGAGGAGCGUUUUAAGUUUAAGCAACCACAAUUCUAAACAUAUACUAGAACUAAAGUAUAUUUCUAUAAAUAUUUUUUACAACAAAUAUACACGAUUGCAGAUGAAUUCCAUCUCUUUGCUUUUAUAAUUUCAUUUUAUUUUGUAUUUACUUUUUCGCAUUGUCAAUUUCCAAGUGCGAAGGGCAAUAAGAGCUGAAAGCAAUAACUAAGCUUCAACAUAUCAAAUGAGUUUGGAUUAACUAAAAGCAUUUCAAUAUUUGCGCAACCAUUCUUACUUCUUAAAAAUAUUUGUACAGCCAAGCCAUUAAUAAUCUGGCUUUAUUUGCCGCAUGUAUCCAAAGAUAACUGAAAACACAUUCUGAUGGGUUGACUGAAUUAUUGGACUGCUAUUUAUGUUUAUCCUGGCCAGAGAAGUGGUUCUUAGGAACUAUACUGCAUACUUAGCGGGCAAUCGAUUUAUGCCCAGACUCUCGAAACUCGAAACUGGAAACUCUUGACUGCCAAACGGCGAAAUUGUUUAGCAUUUAUCAGUCGAAUAUGCUUAUCGGCAAUAUGAAUACAUACGAAUAUGAAUUGGAAUCGAAAUCGGAGCUGGGCGAAUGUCAAAACUCGACUGUGCCAGCGAGCAGACGGAAUCGAAAGGACGGACAGAGACGACAAAUGCAAUGAAAUGUUCCCUAUCAGCAUGCACAUAAAUCAAACAUUUCAAACAAACAUUUUUGCCGUUGACUACGAAUAAUAAUAAUCAAAAAUGCCAGUUAUAUGGAUAUGGAUAUGCAUAUUCGGAAUGUGUGUGGCCCAAGGCGAAGGAUAUGCACAAAACACACCCACACACACACAUACAUAUAUAAAACACUCAUACAUACAUACACUGCGACAUCUACAUACGUAUACAUAUAGGCAACUGGAAAGUUGAAACCGAAUCAGAUUCAGAUCAAAUUUUGUACAGUGCGUUUUAUUUUUUGUAUCUGCGUGUAAAGGAUUUUUGUAUUAUAACUCGUAUAUACUUGUAUUUGAGAAUUUGUAUUUGACACGACAAAAACCAGGUAAACAAAGACACAAGAACAGACAAUUGCACUUUUUAUACAGAUUUAAAUACAAACUAUACAUAGUGAAAGAUCUAAUCCAAGACAAAAGCAAACCAAAACCAAAAUCCAACAAACAAUACAAAACAACUUGACCAAAAAUAUUGAAAAGGCUCCUUGAUCCCGCCCCGCCCACACAAAUACGAAAUGAAAACAAAUACGGAGAAAUAAGGCCAAACACAAACACGUAAAAUGCCAUUUAUUAAUUAAAAUAAAAUAGUUAUUGCAUCCAGCGAAAUGGUAAUUAAAUUUAUUGCAUUAACAUUAACAUGAAGCAGCCCAGUAAUGAAAAAGAAAAACCGGAUAACCGGAAAACCCAACCAAUCUUAAUAAAAUGAGAAAAGGUGAACUACGAAUAUGGAUGUUGUGAUACUAUUGAAAAAUGCAUGUGCUCUCAUUUAAAUAAAACAACCUUUAACCCUUUCCUCCAAUUUCCCUCUCCCGCCAUUCACCCUUUUCCGAACAUUUUUUCAUUUAUUUCAUUUGCGUUAUAGGGAUAAUUGUGCAUAAUCAAUUAUUUUGCCACAUUUAACUGGGCAAGCCAUGUGUAAAAAAUUACAAGGAGAAUAUUCAUUCCCCUAUUUGUAUUUCGAUGGGAUGCGGAUGUUCAAUAAAAUAAAAUACAUUCCAUCAAAUGCUGUUUCGUGCUUUGCAUAAAUGGCAGAACACAAAAUGGGAGAAACUAAAACAUUGUAAAGUUAAUUGAAUUUUAAAGAUGUGAAUUCUGUUAAAUUGGGCUAACUAGAUGAAAACUACAUGUUAGAAAUAUUAUAGAAAUCUAUAUAUUCAUCAUCCCAACUACAUACAAAAACCCAACUGCUUAUCAGUUGCCAACAUUAAGACGAUUUGCAUAGAAAGGCUUGACAAAAACGACAAUAAAAUGUGAAGAAAAUGUUUUUGGAAAAUGCAACGAUACGAAACUCUAUCAUUUACAAUUCUUACUGCAUUGUACCAAACUAUAUCUACCGAAAUAUCAUUUUGUAGAGCUCAAACUAGUAAUAUCUGUGUAAUGGCAAUGCUUCGUGAAAAACAUAUCUGAGCUUAAGAUAGAUACUCUGAAAUUUAUUCACACAUCUGGCCCAUCAGCUUAAUGCAAAAUGCCCAUUAAUUCAGUUGAAAUCAUUGCAAACAGGACUGUCUCUUGGCAAAUGAAAUUAUAUUUUUGUUCCUGUUCGUUUUCAUUGGCAAAUACGUGGUGAUUGGCAUGAUGCAGGAAAAGUAAUGUAAACGCAAACCAUUC